CCCCCGAGCGCCCCGGAGGGCGGGAAGAUGAUGAUGAUGUCGCUGAACAGCAAGCAGGCGUUCAGCAUGCCGCACGGCGGCAGCCUGCACGUGGAGCCCAAGUACUCCGCACUGCACAGCGCUUCUCCGGGCUCCUCGGCGCCCGCGGCGCCCUCGGCCAGCUCUCCGAACAGCUCCGGCAACGCUGGCGGCGGCGGCGGCGGCGGCGGCGGCGGCGGAGGCGGAGGCCGGAGCAGCAGCUCCAGUAGCAGCGGCACCGGUGGCGGAGGCGGCGGGGGUUCGGAGGCGAUGCGGAGAGCUUGUCUUCCAACCCCACCGAGCAAUAUAUUCGGCGGGCUGGAUGAGAGUCUGCUGGCCCGUGCCGAGGCUCUGGCCGCCGUGGACAUCGUCUCUCAGAGCAAGAGCCACCACCACCAUCCGCCCCACCACAGCCCCUUCAAGCCGGACGCCACUUACCACACCAUGAACACCAUCCCGUGCACGUCGGCCGCCUCUUCCUCAUCUGUACCCAUCUCGCAUCCCUCUGCGCUGGCCGGCACGCACCACCACCAUCACCACCACCACCACCACCACCACCAGCCGCACCAGGCGCUCGAGGGCGAGCUGCUGGAGCACCUGAGUCCCGGGCUGGCCCUGGGCGCCAUGGCGGGCCCCGACGGCGCGGUGGUGUCCACACCCGCUCACGCGCCCCACAUGGCCACCAUGAACCCCAUGCACCAAGCCGCGCUCAGCAUGGCCCACGCGCACGGGCUGCCCUCACACAUGGGUUGCAUGAGCGACGUGGACGCCGACCCGCGGGACCUGGAAGCGUUUGCCGAGCGCUUCAAGCAGCGACGCAUCAAGCUGGGAGUGACCCAGGCAGAUGUGGGUUCCGCGCUGGCCAACCUCAAGAUCCCCGGCGUGGGUUCUCUGAGCCAGAGCACCAUCUGUAGGUUCGAGUCUCUCACGCUGUCGCACAACAACAUGAUCGCUCUCAAACCCAUCCUGCAGGCGUGGCUCGAGGAAGCCGAGAAAUCCCACCGCGAGAAGCUCACCAAGCCCGAGCUUUUCAACGGCGCGGAGAAGAAGCGCAAGCGCACGUCCAUCGCCGCACCCGAGAAGCGCUCGCUGGAAGCCUACUUCGCCAUCCAGCCCCGGCCCUCCUCGGAGAAGAUCGCCGCCAUCGCGGAGAAGCUGGAUCUUAAGAAAAACGUGGUGCGCGUCUGGUUCUGCAACCAGAGGCAGAAACAGAAAAGAAUGAAAUAUUCCGCCGGCAUUUAGGAGACCCUUGGCGUCUCCAGGGAAAACCCUCUUCUCGUCCCCUCCUCCCCUUCCCACCUCUUCUGCCUCUUUUCUUUCCACUUUUGGCGGACCAGAAACAAUUCCGGUAAAUGUGAAUCCCGAGACCGCGAGGAUUGAAGAGCAAGCGCACAGGAAAACGACCGAGCCCAAGGCAGUGAAAAUGUGAAACGGUUUCUCAAAGCAAAGAAAAACAAAAAGAUGGGGUCUGUCAUGUUGCAGCGAAGUUAUCCCUUUGAGCCCCACCUCAGCUUCUUCCGAGGAAGUGUGGAGCUGGCUGUUGGCAGGGCAGCAGGAGACAGCCUUUUAAAAGUCCUCAAGAAUGAGCAAGUAAGAUUUGUUUUUUUUUUCUUACAGACAUCAUCCUUGUCCAAGUUUAAAAGUACACUUUGCAGCUAUUUUUCAGAAAUAGAAAUCGAUUCAAGACUGAAACUUUAAACUAGAGUUGAUGCUUAAUGGGAGAGAGACAUCUCUAAAGUAUUUUCAAUUUUAAAAAAAGAUGGCAGAUUUUCUGCAUUUACACUGUAUAUUAUAUAUAUAUAUUUUUUAUCGUGGUUCUUACCCCCUUCUUUCUUCUCUGAAGUGUUAAUGCUAAAGAAAGGAGUUGCGCCUGCUGUGUUCACUGAUCUUGAAAGCUAUCAUUAGAUUAUUGCCGAACAACCCUCUGUAAAUUAUUAAUUUAUCUCUCUAGCAACUUAAUUUUGUGCACAUUCUAAUUAAUUAAAACUUCUUUAGUCUAAAGAAAUAAAAACCGGGGGAAACGUAUAGUUAGUGAUGUUCAAAAAUUUUUCUUUGAUGAGUUUAUUGAAUACUUACAGUUUUCUCCUUACACCGUGUUGCUUUUGGCCCAUUUGUAUAUUCUCACUUUGAAUGAAGAUUUUUCUUUUGGUUUUACUGGUAGUGUUCUGUUUUGUGAGUUGACACUCAGUAAUGAAUGUCUUAAUUGUGUAGAUCUGAUUCACAGUCCGAAGUAUUGUUUACUUCGUUACCUAUUUAAUGGGGAUUCCCACAUUGUCCUCACUACACACGCGCUCUGGCACUCUCCCUUACACGCCCACACAUGUACACACAUUCACAAACACACAUCUCCAAGAGAAGAAGCAAAAGGAAACAUGACUAAUGCAUCAUUUUCUAGCUUUAGGUGCAUUUCCCACUUGGUGCUUGUCUUUCCAGACUUUGAGAUUUCACCAAGGUGUUUCAAUCUUCCAGUUUUCAAUUGCUCUAUUGGCUACAUUUUAACAUUUAUAGAAAUCCUUCAAUUUUUCCUUUUGGAGGUUUGUUUGUAGAAAAAUGAAAUUGAACUAUAAGAAAGACAGUGCACUGCUUGUAAAUUCACAUUGUUUGGUAGAAUUUUUUUGAAACAAAAAAUAGGUACAUAAUGACUGGUACCUUAUUUAUUGUAAAUAUUUCAUUCAAAAUGAUGCACAUAUAGAUAUAUUCUUACAAAUUUUGCUGUAUUGUUCCAUUUGAGGCUCUCCAAAGUCUUGAGUUCUGUGUAUGACCUGGUUUCUUGUUUUUGUUAAUAGAUGGUUUAUUUAUUAUGGUAAUGUAUUAAGUUAUGUUUGGUGUUGUUUGAUUGUCUUUCAUUGAAGAGAUGAUUUUAAUGUUUUAUUGGCAACGUAUGCUGUUUUUCA
Chinchilla lanigera (long-tailed chinchilla) is the source of this 2912-nucleotide messenger RNA. It is a transcript of the gene Pou4f2, whose product is annotated as POU class 4 homeobox 2. The coding region runs from base 28 to 1260 and encodes 410 amino acids. Gene Ontology annotation, biological process: regulation of transcription by RNA polymerase II. Gene Ontology annotation, molecular function: RNA polymerase II cis-regulatory region sequence-specific DNA binding; DNA-binding transcription factor activity, RNA polymerase II-specific. The record is from RefSeq and is a predicted model, not a curated record. Lineage: Eukaryota; Metazoa; Chordata; Mammalia; Rodentia; Chinchillidae. The transcript is spliced from 2 exons.